AUGAUGCAGAAUGGAAUAGUACUGGUAAGGUUUGAUGCAGCAGAGGGAAAAAAUGAAGUCAUUCAUGGGGGUAUCUACCACUUUGAUAAUAAGCCUCUAAUUGUGAAGUUAUGGAGUACAGAUAUGGAAUUCACCAGAGAUGAAUUGUACUCUGUUCCAAUCUGGAUUAAACUGCCCGGAUUAGACUUCAAAUAUUGGAGUGCAAAGGGCUUGAGCAAACUUGGGAGUCUGGUGGGGAAACCACUGAUGGUUGAUAGAAAUACAGAACGAAAAAUACGGCUGAAUUUCGCUAGAUUACUGGUGAAAGUGCAGAUUAAUACUCCAUUGCCUGAUGUGGUCUUGUUCAAAAACGAAAGAGGAAAGGUUGUUGAGCAAAAAGUUACAUACGAUUGGAAGCCAUCGAUAUGUAAAGUGUGUCACAAGUAUGGUCAUACUAAGGAUAUAUGUAGGAGGAAUAAGAAAAAUAUAUCAGAAGUUAAUGAGGGAAAAGGUCAUGAGGCAACACAAGUUGUAGAACAAACAAAAGAGGAAGGGGGGAACAGGGUAUCGAGGGAAGAUGUUAGAGCAGGGGAUCCUGCAGCUGGGAAGGGAGGUGGCUGGAGAAGACCAUAUAACCAAGGUGGGAGGGGUGGGGGCUGGAGAAGGCCACAGAAUGGAGGUGCAAGGCAAGCUCAGAAAACAAACGCAAUUGGCGGAGGGGCCAGCAGUAGUGUUGGAAUAGCAGGUGCUACAGGGGAAGUUACUGUCCCGGUCGCAAAUACUUUUCAACCACUUGGGAGGGAGGGGAAAGUAUCUAACAAGGAACAAGCUGAAGUUGGGAGGGGUAAUCAAGAGGCUCCUCCGGGGGAUGGUUAA
Lycium barbarum (goji berry) is the source of this 855-nucleotide messenger RNA. RefSeq lists its product as uncharacterized. The record is from RefSeq and is a predicted model, not a curated record. The transcript has a single exon. Lineage: Eukaryota; Viridiplantae; Streptophyta; Magnoliopsida; Solanales; Solanaceae. Bases 1 to 855 code for a protein of 284 amino acids.